GCAGCAUGCACCUUUAACUUCGCUUUUUAUUUUUAUACCUAAUAAAAAUGAAUGACGUGAAUCCGGUGUUGUGUUGGCUCACUGCCGCCAGCUUGUCGGUGGGUGUUGACAUGUCAGUGUCACUUGGUCAGCUGAUUGCGGCCAGUUUAGAAAGCUUUUAGCCUGGCUGGGUGUUUGUUUUCGUUAACGCUACUACACGGGACGCACUACUAGAGACAUUGAACGCAUUUUUAAAUCCCACAUCUUGCGUUAUCUCUCUCUGUGCGUGCGUGCGUGUGUGUUGCGGGGUGAAGUUGACGCUGAGUGAGGCAGUGAUAAUAAUUAUUAUUCCUGCAGGGAGGGUGAAGUUGCUGCCUGCUACUCCUUUGCUCCGUGUGUGUGUGUGUGUGUGUGUGUGUGUCUCUGCAUUGCAGCCCCCGGCGGCGCUGCUGCUGAUGGAUUUCAAACACACAACAAUGGCGACGCACGGUCCGAGCAACUCAACAACACCGAGUGGCAACAACGCAGGCUCCGCAGUGCACAACCCGCACAACCCGCACCAGCAGCAGCAGCACAUCACCACCGUGAGCAGCAUGCAAGAGUCCAACACCUGCUGGAGAUGUCAGAGUGAAACAGGCUUUCAGAUAAACCUGUCUGGAGCUCCCCCAAGUAAACGUAAAGCUCUGAAGCUGAACUUUGCCAACCCUCCGAUCAAACCAACGACUAGAUUCACACUGAACACGGCCGGGCCGCCCUUUCAGAACCCGCACAUAGAGAGGCUGAGAACAUCGAGCAUCGAGUCGUCGGGAAAGUUGAAGAUCUCCCCGGAGCAGCACUGGGAUUUCACGGCCGAGGAUCUCAAAGAUUUGGGCGAGAUCGGCCGAGGGGCUUAUGGCUCCGUCAACAAGAUGGUGCACAAGCCCAGUAACCAGAUUAUGGCGGUCAAGAGAAUUAGGUCAACGGUCGAUGAAAAGGAACAGAAGCAGCUGCUGAUGGACUUGGACGUGGUCAUGAGGAGUAGUGAUUGUCCUUACAUUGUGCAGUUUUAUGGCGCUCUUUUCCGAGAGGGUGACUGUUGGAUUUGUAUGGAACUUAUGGCUACCUCGUUAGACAAAUUUUACAAAUUUGUAUAUUGCUCAUUAGACGACGUGAUUCCAGAAGAAAUCUUAGGAAGAAUAACAUUAGCUACUGUGAAAGCACUUAACCACUUAAAAGAAAACUUGAAAAUAAUACACAGAGACAUUAAGCCGUCAAACAUCCUCCUGGACAGGAACGGAAACAUUAAGCUGUGUGACUUCGGCAUCAGUGGUCAGCUGGUCGACUCCAUCGCCAAAACCAGAGAUGCGGGAUGCAGACCUUACAUGGCGCCAGAGAGAAUAGACCCCAGCGCGUCCAGGCAAGGCUACGAUGUGCGCUCAGAUGUUUGGAGUUUGGGAAUCACACUGUAUGAGCUGGCUACGGGACGGUUUCCCUACCCGAAGUGGAACAGUGUGUUCGACCAGCUGACCCAGGUGGUGAGAGGAGACCCGCCGCAGCUCAGCAACUCGGAGGAGAGGCGCUUCUCUCCCAAGUUCAUCGCCUUUGUGAACGCGUGCCUUACAAAGGAUGAGUCGAAAAGGCCAAAGUACAAAGAGCUACUGAAAGAUCCGUUCAUCCAGAUGUACGAGGAGCGUUCGGUGGACGUCGCCGCUUACGUCUGCAGGCUCAUGGAUCAGAUGCCAGCGUCUCCCAGCUCGCCUAUGUAUAUGGAUUGAUAGCAAGACGACGACGGGAAGAAAAGGAAAAAAAAAAAAAACACAUCAAUAAAUAUACACAAGUCUGCAACAGUAAAGACAGGAGAAAAAAAAAAGAAAGAAAGAAAAAAAAAAAGACGACAACAAAGUUAAACGAAACAAAUCCUCGUGUAAAUUUGCUUGGUCCCCUUAUUGCAGUGUUUAAAGAAAAAAAAAAAGAAGAA
Scomber scombrus (Atlantic mackerel) is the source of this 1936-nucleotide messenger RNA. RefSeq names its product mitogen-activated protein kinase kinase 4a (gene map2k4a). Gene Ontology annotation, biological process: protein phosphorylation; MAPK cascade. NCBI's taxonomy places the organism in Eukaryota, Metazoa, Chordata, Actinopteri, Scombriformes, Scombridae. Bases 435 to 1733 code for a protein of 432 amino acids. The transcript is spliced from 13 exons. The record is from RefSeq and is a predicted model, not a curated record. Gene Ontology annotation, molecular function: ATP binding; JUN kinase kinase activity.